UCCGCGGGCCGGGCCUCCGCUACCCGGGGACCCAGGGUGGCGGCGGGCGGGGGAGGGGCCGGGGCCAGGCGGCGCAUGCGCGGGGCUCGGGGCUCCGGCGCCCGCCGCGGACUUGUGUCCGGGAUCCCCGGGCCCAGGGGGCCAACCCGUGCUCGGCCUCGCCCCGAGUGCCGGGGGCCUGCCCGGAGCCCCGGCGUCCGUGGCUGUCGGCGGGGCUGCGCUGCGCGGCGGGCGAGGCCGGGGCCCUCAGAGCCUCUGGAUCCUUAGGUUGUCCCCUGGGAGGGAUGGCCCACCGGGCGGGGGCCUCGGGCGCUCCCUUCCCUCGGCGCGGUCGAGUUUGGGCGUCACCGACUGGGGGUGGUGGAGAGCUGGGGAGAAUCCAGAGGACGUAUCGCAGUCGUUUCCUCCUUUACCUUCUCCGUGCCAAGGCUGCCGUGAAAGGCCCUCCCUCCCCUGGGAAGUAACAGUUUGUGGCACAAGCGCAGAACCCAGACGUUGGCAUCCCAGGUGAAAUAGAAGGAUGAAACUGGAGUGCAGAGAGGGAACUCUUCUUGCCUAGCAUCGUGCUGUUUGGCGAUUGGUCGGAGCACGUUGCGAGAUCAGUGCGUCUGUCGCGAUGGUGGACACGGAAAGCCCGAUUUGCCCUCUCUCCCCUCUCGAGGCUGAUGAUCUGGACAGCCCGUUAUCAGAAGGAUUCCUGCAAGAAAUGGGAAACAUCCAAGAGCUCUCGCAGUCCAUUGGUGAGGACAGUUGCGGAAGCUUUAGUUUUACAGAAUACCAGUAUUUAGGAAGUGGUCCAGGAUCAGAUGGAUCUGUUAUUACAGAUACCCUUUCACCCGCUUCGAGUCCCUCGUCAGUCACUUAUCCUGUGGUUCCUGGCGGCACCGAUGAAUCUUCCAGCACAGCAUUGAACAUCGAGUGUAGGAUCUGUGGGGACAAAGCCUCGGGGUACCAUUACGGAGUUCACGCCUGUGAAGGCUGCAAGGGCUUCUUCCGGCGGACGAUUCGACUGAAGCUUGUAUAUGACAAAUGUGAACGUAGCUGCAAGAUCCAGAAAAAGAAUCGAAAUAAGUGCCAAUAUUGUCGUUUUCACAAGUGCCUUUCGGUUGGGAUGUCCCAUAAUGCAAUUCGCUUCGGACGAAUGCCAAGAUCUGAAAAAGCAAAACUGAAAGCAGAAAUUCUUACAUGUGAACAUGACAUGGAAGACACCGAAACCGCAGAUCUCAAGUCUCUUGCCAAGAGAAUUUACGAGGCCUACUUGAAGAACUUCAACAUGAACAAGGUCAAAGCGCGAGUCAUCCUCGCAGGGAAAGCCAGCAACCAUCCACCUUUUGUCAUACAUGACAUGGAGACAUUGUGUAUGGCUGAGAAGACUCUCGUGGCCAAGUUGGUGGCCAACGGCAUCCAGAACAAGGAAGCGGAAGUCCGCAUCUUCCACUGCUGCCAGUGCACGUCCGUAGAGACCGUCACGGAGCUCACGGAAUUCGCCAAGUCCAUCCCCGGCUUCACAAACUUGGACUUGAACGAUCAAGUCACUUUGCUGAAAUAUGGAGUUUAUGAGGCCAUAUUUACAAUGCUGUCUUCCGUGAUGAACAAAGACGGGAUGCUGGUAGCAUAUGGAAGUGGUUUUAUCACUCGUGAAUUCCUAAAAAGCCUGAGAAAACCGUUUUGUGAUAUCAUGGAGCCUAAGUUUGAUUUUGCAAUGAAGUUUAAUGCACUGGAACUGGACGAUAGUGAUAUUUCCCUUUUUGUGGCUGCUAUAAUUUGUUGUGGAGAUCGUCCUGGCCUUCUAAACGUGGGACACAUUGAAAAAAUGCAGGAGGGUAUCGUGCACGUGCUCAAACUUCACUUACAGAACAACCAUCCCGACGACGUCUUUCUCUUCCCAAAACUUCUUCAGAAAAUGGCAGACCUCCGGCAGCUGGUCACGGAGCACGCGCAGCUGGUGCAGAUAAUCAAAAAGACCGAGUCUGAUGCAGCUCUGCACCCGCUGCUGCAGGAAAUCUACAGGGAUAUGUACUGAUUUCUUGUAAAUGAACAAAAAAGAGAAACUUUUCGAGGUUUUUAAAGUUGACAGCACUACAAAUGACAAUUGGGAGCAACGCAACUUUGCACAAACAUCCACCAUUUUAACCUUAGAGAAUGGAAAGUGUAAGCUGUAGGUAACCAGAAUCCUAGUCCACAAAUUUCUUUCUUUUUUUAAUCAGUACUUCUAAGAGCAUGCAAAGAAUUGAGAUGCUGGUGAUAAGUGGCUAAUAGUCAGGACUUGGAAAAUUAAGGAGAAUGAUGUUCAGUAGUCUGAUUUUAACGCGCCUGAUGUUAAUCAAUGCAGAUUUCUUUAUAUCACACUAGAAAUGUACCGUUGAAUCCACCGGCAACCUCCACAUGUGGUCGGUCUUCCCAUUUUACCACACUUUGGCUAUCAUGCUCCUGUGUAAUUUUGAGAACUAAUCAGCACUUUUAAACUUUUAUAAUCCUGUAAAUCUAGUUGUAUCCAAAGGUUAGGUAUUUAAAAAGCAGCAAAAUAUUUAUUUGGAAGACUUCAAUUCUGUUUCCUGAAUUUGAAGAAAGACAACAGGCUGUUUUUUAAUCAUAGGAUUUCGAGUUUCAGAGAAUUCUUUGAUAAGCUAUUAGGAUGCACAGUCAUUCUGUUUUCGGGUCACUGUUUUCGUGGUCGCAGUGAAUACGUGGAAAAGCCAGUUUCCAGAUUUGCGUAAAAGAUCCUGGAAAACCACAUCUCAAGAGACCCCUCUGGACUUGACCAUGUGCCUGUGUAAGCCAGCGUCUGUGGCAAGCAGGUAAAGCAAACUCUGCAAGCGUGCCAGCCUCCAUUCCUCUCACCUCCACUUCCUGUCAGAUCUGAACUGACUGAGUCAGGCUGUUGGGGGCCAUGAUAGUGUUUUUAGGGGCAAACUGACAAGAUAUUUGUAAAUGUUCCUCUGGGCCCCGUGUGUCAAGGCAGCUCCUUGGUCUUUUCCAGUGUUGCUAUUUAAAAUAUGCAACUUUAUUUUUUUUAACUCUUGGUGGUAGUAGAUGCUCCCUGGAGUAGAGAAGGCGAGGCCAAUGGGACUUUAUAGGCUGGGCUGGGGUGAGGUGACCUGGAGAACGAGGCGGGGUACAAAGUCCUUCAAAGGGUGGUUUUACUUAGUCUCAGGAUUUGCAACAGGCUGGUUGUUUUUACAGAGAUUUAGAGAGUUAAGUCUCCUUUUCCAACCACACAUGUAAGGUGGUUUUUCCAACAUCUAAAAUAUCUGUUUCAGCCUUAAAGAUCGACUUCUCAACUUCGGUCCGGUUGUGAAAGCAGUGUGGAUUAUGCUUUUUGCAUAGGCCAUAUGGACCUGGAGACACUUUCUCUUUCUGGCCACCAUAGUAGAUAAAUUGUCCCGUGAGAGAGCUUUUGGUAGUCCCUCCCUCCAACCCAGACUGGGCUGAGCCUGCCAGUACUGUUGCCUCCCUGGGGUCACUGGACGCCUCACCAACAGCACUUACGAUCUGGUUGUACCCUCGAUGCCCCUCCCACGCCAUCUUAAGAAGAUUGGACUCUAGAAGGGCAUUUUAUUGCUGUUAAAGAAUUGAUUAAGAUUGAUAUUGAUAAAGUUCCCAAGAUCAGCAUUGUGAAAAUGCAACAGUAGAAAGAACAAUAAAACUGAGACUUGAACUAGAAAAAAACGAAAGUUACAAUUAGGACAUCCUUUUAAAAAUUGCACAUUUAGUGGUAUGUUUUUUUAAAGAUCCAAUCAAAGGAUAUGUUGGAAGCAAAUAAAAGUAUUUCCACAUAUAAAUGACACCAAUCAAGAAGUCAUCCUAAGUCAGAAAGGAGCUAAGCUUUGAGGCACAUGGCACAUCCAUUUCACCAUUCUUUCCUAAAAUGAGAAUUCCUUGGACUGAUGAGACUGGAGGGCUGUGGUUUGUCUGAGGUCGCAGGGUCAGUGGAUUCCAGUGCCAGGCCCGUGUUACCUCCAUUGACCACCAGCCUCUCGCUCUGGUGUACGCUCACAGAUGCCACUCAAGUGGACAAGGACUCGGAAAGUGAGCCUCAAGACCCAGGCUUUCAGAAAAGUCAUUCAUUCUGUUUAGAUUUUCAUAAAACCUAUCUAAAAUAGCUCCUUAUUUCCUGCUUUCUGCAGUAACAGUCAAGCUGACGGAAGACACAGGAUCUGCGUUAGUGGUCUUCGAGAGCACUUGGUUCUCUUGGGGCCUAGCUGGACUACCAGCAAGGAGAGGCCAGAAAGGAGGCCACAGGGACCUCGGCUUGAAUGUCAUUUGAUGCUGUUCACUUUUCUUAAUAGGACGAAAAUCACGUGUUCCCAUUCAUUUAAAAUAAUACAGCAUCAAUAAUGGCCACUCAGAAUAUUUUGGGUCACCUAAUCAAAGACUCCUCAUAGCAUCGAUAGUCAAAUAUAGACGAAUUAUUCACCAGUUCACUGAGCUGUAGUAUUUCACAUAGGAACUAUUGAAAGAGUGCUUGCUGGGUUUCAGUAGACAUCAGCACAGAGUACAACAGCAACUUCGUAACAGGCUCAGGAAGCUUCCGGCCACAGGCGUGCGGCCGCCGCCUCUGGUGGUGCAAGCAGGUCCUGCCUCCUUUUCACAGCUGUGACGGAUCUUCAAGUCACUGCUUGAACCUGGCCCUUCAUUUUCUCCACCUGUAAUAGCAAAACGUGCCAAACUCCUCAGAGACCACAAAGUUACCAAAAGCUUUUGUCUCAUGUGCUGAUGAGAAUGAAAGGAUAACUGGGGCUCAUCCGAGACGUGCCUCCUAACCGUGCCAGCCAGCUCUGGCUUGGGGUCCCACCUGGUUCUCCCACCCCAUCCCACAGCGUGUCCCUCCUUUUCCGCCUCCUGAGCGUUUACGCUGAAUUCUGCACCUGCCACCCCGCAAGAAGCCUGAGGGCUGCACGUGCUCGAGGCCAUUUCGGUGAAGUCCAGUAUUGCCAAAAAUAGGAGGCUCCCAAUUGCAUCAGCGAGAGCGGGAUUCAGGAGCAGUUGUCAGAGCACUAGUGAGCUGUUCCUCUCUUCCCACCUGCUCUCCAGUUUCCCUGUGACCUUCCUACAGUUGGCUCAUAAGUUGGCUCAUAAGUACAGAGCAGGUAUGGAUAUGCACAAAUAAUGAACAUGAAGUCGAGGAGAAAGAAACUCGGUGCUCAGUGCAUUCAAGAACGCCGGCGAGAGCUGUCCCUGUUUUAAAGGGAGUCUUUCUCUUCAUUUUAAGAGCACAGAACAUAUCUUUCUGCUUGUACUGAUGCGUUUCUUACAUAGGCCACCCAGAACUCUAAGGAAAUAAACGGGCUUGGGGACUGUGCGAUCCAGGGACGGGGUAGCAUCCUAAGAUCUGAGCAGAAGCUCAAGGCACAAGUAAAAUCUUUUGUUUGAUGUAUGAUAAGUAAACUAUUAAUUUAGCAACUAUUUUUUCCCCAAAUCAACAGUAUAACAGCUACCUCAAUAGACAUAUCACAAACCACUGUUAGAAUUAAGGUACACCAGCUCGGGGGCCCUAUGGUGCAUCUGCAGGCAGACCGUCUGUGCUCAGGGCUCAGAGGCUGCAUACUCACCUCUGCUUGUCCGCACGCUGAGAAAUGAGAAGUUAUGACUUUCUAAAGGAAAUUCUGUUGUUUAAAGGGAGCGUCAAAGAUACACACGUGCAGAAGUUGCUGCCCCGUUUUAGUGAGACUGAGCACGAGCAUGAUGCAGGGUCAGGAGAAGCAGUGAUGGUCUUGGUCUGCAGUGACCCGCCCACCAAGGGCCUCCCCCUCGUGUUCAACUAUGCCUGCUGGCUGUGUAGCUGUCCAGGGAGAGACUGCCGGAUGAGGAUGGAAGGAGAUGCCUCCAAGCAAACCUUAGGCGGAUGGUGACUUCCCGCCGUCUCACCCUGCUGGCAGCACCUGUCCCUCUGUGCUUGACUCCAGGCAUUUCCUGCCUCAUGCUCCCUUUUGCAAACCAUGCUGACACUGGGGACAUCUGAUGCUUAGCAGCCGGAUGCACAAUGGAAGGUUUUUUUGUCUUGACCCAAUGGCCGUGCCUGUCUUUGGAACAUCUUAAUGAACUCCUGUUUAAAUAUGGGUCCAUUGUUUCAACCAACCAAUCCGGCGCUCCCAGCUAAGACUGACUUGGCCGCGGGCCUGGCCUUUUGGGGGGCUUCCAUGGCCCCAGGGAAAGCCAGCCACCUUCAAAGUACCUCUUCAACCCUUGUGGCCUUUCAAAACACAGAUCCCACUAGGAAAACAUGUCAAGUGCUCACGACUCCCCAGCUACACCGCGGAUCUUCACAGCUCUCAAAGAAGGUUCCUGCCGUCUCCUGCAAUUCUCAGCCCUUUGAGGGGAUCAUCCCCAUUUUAAAGUGGAAACAUGCAGGCUCAGGGUGAAGGGCCGCCUGGCCCUGCAGGUCUCUGGCCCCCAGGUGUAGCGCACUUUCUCCACCUCCGCGCUCUUGCCAGCCGCUUACAGCCCGGCGAGUUCAGGCCCCGGCCCUCUCCUACACCCACGCUCUUGUGGGCCAGCCUGGUCAGCCUGACGCCGCUGUUCCUGGAGGAGUUACUUGCUUAAAGCCUUCCUUUUAAGCUCACAACAGUGGUGUGGAUCCAGGAGGGGCAAGGAAAUUCUAUUGCCCAUAGAAGGCACAAACUAAGAUGAGGCCACCAGUGGGGGCUUCCUGAGUAUUAAAAAGUGUCCCUGGAAGAUUUUUUCCACACCCAGCGUUUAUGGCAUUGGCACUGCCAGGCACUAGACGGUUCCAAAGCCAGACUCUGUAUUUGUUCUCAUUUUAAAAGUGGCCCAGCUCCUCUUAGCUCUUGGUCCAAGCUGACUCAUAGGGCUCCCCUGGGAUUAAGGACUCUUACCAACCAAAUCUUUGCAUCGAGUUGUCAGCUAAGGAGACUCUUGCCUUCCUGACAACAGCGACCUUCAGACGGCACAGUCUGAAGUAAAGUGUCCGUGAAUGGCUCUGUGGACAGCUCAGCUGUGCUGUCACCAUGAGGAGCAAAAGAAAGGGUGUGACAAAUGUUGACUAAUCUGCCUAAAGUGGGCUGGCAGCUCCUCGCUAACCAAGGAAUUCUUUGAUGCUGUUACGCUGUGUAGCGGCCUUCCUUUUCCUUUCUGAGUGCAAGGACUUUCCCCAGGGAAGCACUCCUCUGGAAGACCUUCUGCCCAGGAAGAUCUAAGAGUAGGCUCCAAAGAUUGAGGUCUAAGUUUUUGCUGAGAUUUAUACAUAUUUUAGGUGCCAUUUUAAUAGAAUUCAGGAAAAUGGUCACUGACCUCCAGCCUGUGAAACACACUAGAGUAAGAAUAAAGUGACAAAUCUGGUGUGACUCAAGACAUAGGAGAUCCAUAUAUUUCUCAGGAAACCACAAUACAAACUAAAAUGUGAUAUUGGAAGUUUUGUAAGAAAAAAAAAGACAGUCUUCAUGCUUUAGUUUAAAUAGUUGCAUGCUUUCCGUUAUGCUGUUUUUGUGGAAUGCAGCAGGUUCUUAAACUUUAUUUCAGUAGAGCGGGCUACAGGCUUAUUUCUUUAAGAAGCUGUGGUGCAGACCCGCUGGUUGGAACAGAAAGCGCGUGGCCGCCGCCCAGGGCUGCCUUCCGCACGGCCCUGUCCCAGCUUGAGGGGCCUGGGCUGCCUUCUCAGAUCUAGAGUGGGACUGGCCACUGACCGUCUGCUUCUCAGAAUCUCAGUUUGAAGCGUGAGAAAUAGAACCAUUUAUUUCCCCUCCCCAAGAAGGGGGAGCCAUAGCAUAUAAUGCGGUCCAGCUGAAAUACACACAGCCACAUCCUUUUGGAAUCCUUUGCCAAACAGAACAGACCAAACUGCAUCCAUGUGCAGUGUCACAUCUUGACUGAAGCAAUUGAGAACAUCAAGGCCUUCAGUGGCCCCAUGGCUAUUACAUGCAUUCUUUCAAAAAAAAAAAAAAAUGAAGAAACAUCAAUUUUUUACAUCAUAGAGAGGAAAUUAAGACCUGGGUCAGAUGUUUUAACUUAAAAUGUUUGCUAGUUUGGGUCAAAUGUGAAAACCUUCCAUGUCUUUCUCCAGAGAAGGGAAUUACCAGCCUCCUCCUCUCCUGCCCUUCUCCCUCCACCCAGCAUCUAAAAGUCAUUACUAGGCUGAGUGGAUACAGCAUCAUGGAAGCAGGUGCACAGCAUGAGCCCUGCCUCCUAGGACAAGGGGUGAGCUGCAAAACCAGGGGCACGUGGCCAGAGGGGCCUCAGGCCUUGACUCAGCCUCCUCGAGGCAGGGAGGUCAAGCUUCAGGCCUUGAAGACAAGUGAGUGACCAUUCUUUUCAAGGUAAAAUCAUUCACUUUUGGGAACUGUCUUCUCUUAAAGGCACAGAUGGUCUGUUCCUUUUUUUAAGGCCUGAAAAAAAAAGUACCUCACAAAAGAUGCAUACCACUCAGUCAUACCCUUUUCGGUAAGAUUACAGUAUUCGCGUUCGAGUAUCACUAUUUUUUUCUGCACUGUAUGGUGAAAAGAACUAUGUUAAUAGCUGUAUCUUAAAUACUGUGAUUUGAGGGGUUUUUAAAAUGCUAAUAUAAAUAUUUUACUAACUUACAAUCAUGCAUCUAAUAACAAAUGUUCGGGUUCUUUUGAAAUCAGUGUUAAUUGAUGUAUGCUCUUAAUAGCCUGGCUCUGGGACCUAUAGGAAACACAAAGGAAGCUGAAACGUCACAACUAAAAUGCAACUGCACACACACACACACACACACACACACACACACACACACACACACGUCCAAGCUUUUCAUCUCUCCUGAGCCACGUAGAAUUGUUUUUCACUGUACAAAUCUGUUUCAUUCAUCACACUUCACCGGCAAGCAGCACAGCGAGCCCAUCUCAUCAUUUCUACCGGCAAGGCCGCCUUAGGCCCAGGUCAGAAGUCAAUGUUGCACACAGCAGGGUCUCACCGAAGACCCUGACCCCUUCCUGCAUAGUAAGUAGCCAUCUGCUCUUCAGGAAGUUACUGCCUGUGGGUUUUUACCAAAGACUUUUCAAUUUGAAAAAUGCUUUCAGAAAUGAUUUGCACCAGCUGGUUCUCUGGCAGCCUCCACACGGCCCAACCCGAAGCAUAAAACAGAAACCACAGACUCCGUGAGUCUCCCAUGCGUUGUUUUCCAUCUUUGCAAAAUUCCGUCUUGAUGUGUAUCUGUCCCGCCCCUUCGGUCCACAGGGCCAUUGUGCUGAGACCCGCCAGGGAGAGUAUUUGACGGACACCCCAUCAGGACGGUGCAGGUUUCCAAAGCGAGACUGAGCUUGGUUUCUGGGCGUUUGUUUAUCGUUACUUUUCCUGGGUGCCUUACACUCUCGUAGUAUUCAGGGCUGACAGACCCUUUGUUUUUCGACCGAACAGGAGCAGUUCCAAAGGAGAUCUUCGUGAGCAGGCUCUGGUGUCCUCUGGGCAGGGGGCAUCCAGGGCCUCGGGAAGCAGGGGUGUGCAGAGAAGAGCAAUGGCAUCUUCCUCAUCACGUUAACUGAUAGUAGUUCCAGGCAAUUAGAAAAUGGCUAUAAAAUAACUUUAAUUUUUAAAAAAUCUUAUUCAUUUUCCCACUAGGAGAUUGAACUGAUCAUAUAUAUUGAUUUAUAUCCUGAAUUUGGGGGAACUCAUAUGUUUGGAAUGUCCUACUGUAAGACUGAUGAAUGUAAAGACUUAAUUUCAGGGUACAGUUUUGCCUUAAUGGUUUUAAAAAAAUAAACUAUUUUUUAAAAUUA
This is a messenger RNA of Equus quagga, 9692 nucleotides long. RefSeq names its product peroxisome proliferator activated receptor alpha (gene PPARA). The record is from RefSeq and is a predicted model, not a curated record. Gene Ontology annotation, molecular function: RNA polymerase II cis-regulatory region sequence-specific DNA binding; zinc ion binding; nuclear receptor activity. The transcript is spliced from 9 exons. Bases 617 to 2023 code for a protein of 468 amino acids. Gene Ontology annotation, cellular component: nucleus. Gene Ontology annotation, biological process: negative regulation of inflammatory response; positive regulation of transcription by RNA polymerase II; negative regulation of transcription by RNA polymerase II. Lineage: Eukaryota; Metazoa; Chordata; Mammalia; Perissodactyla; Equidae.